AUGUCUGUAAAGCUUUUAAAAAACCUUUGUUCAUGUCAAACAUCCGAACCUCGUCGUGAUAAAUUAAUCAUUUAUGAAAUACUCGUUCGAUUAUUUGGUAAUCAAAAUUUAACGAAUACUAUUCAUGGAACUAUAGAACAAAAUGGUGUCGGUAAAAUGAAUGAUAUCAGUGAUCUAGCCUUGAAAGAAUUAAAAAGAUUUGGAUAUACACACGUAUGGUAUUGUGGACUUCUUGAACAUGCGACAAUAACUGAUUAUACAGUCUACGGCAUUCGUAAAGAUAAUCCUUAUAUUGUCAAAGGUUUAGCUGGUUCACCCUAUGCAAUAAAAGAUUAUUAUGAUAUUGAUCCGGAUAUAGCCGUUGACAUUCCAAAUCGCAUGAGUGAAUUUGAAAAAUUAAUGCAACGUACUCAUGCUCAUGGUCUUCAAGUUAUUAUGGAUUUUAUUCCUAAUCAUGUUGCUAGAGAAUAUGGUUCUGAUGUUCGACCUGAAGAAGAUUUAGGUAUCAAUGAUGAUCGAACGAAAUCGUUUAGUCCAACAAAUGACUUUUAUUAUAUUGAAAAUGAAGACUUUCAAAUGUAUAAUGUUGAACAUAUACCUCCGUGCAUUGAUAUAUCGACAGUACCAAAAUAUACUGAAAAACCAGCACGCGCAACAGGCAACGAUGUAUUUCAUUCGAGACCAUCAAUGACAGAUUGGUUUGAAACUAUUAAAUUAAAUUAUGGAAUUGAUAACGCUACGGGUAAAAAUUAUUUUAACCCACGGCCACCACUCUGGGAUAAAAUCUUUCGAAUUUUAUCGUAUUGGAUUGAUAAAGGAAUUGAUGGUUUUCGUUGUGAUAUGGCAGAAAUGGUUCCUGUUGAGUUUUGGCAUUGGUUAAUAGCUACAAUACGUCAAGCAUAUCCUGAUCGACGAAUUGUUUUUAUUGCUGAAAUUUAUCGAUCGGAUUUGUAUCAACGUUAUGUUGAAUAUGGUCUUUUUGAUUAUCUAUAUGAUAAAAUAGGAUUAUAUGAUUGUUUACAUCGUUUAUUAGGAGAAGAAUCAGUUUCAGGAAACUGUAAUGAUAUAACACGUAUUCAUAAUGAAGUAAAUUAUAUUGAUAGACAUAUGGUAAGAUUUUUGGAAAAUCACGAUGAAGUUAGAAUUGCUGCAAAACAAUUUACAGGAAACCCAUGGAAAUCAAUACCAGCUGCUGUUUGUACGGCUACUAUGCAUUCGGGUCCGUUUAUGAUUUAUUUUGGACAAGAAAUUGGUGUCGAUAGUGUAGGACCCAAAGGUUUUCAAGGAGAUGAUGGUCGAACAACUAUUUUUGAUUAUUGGGGAAUCCCUGAAUAUCAAGCUUGGCAUAAUAAAGGUGCAUGUGAUGGCGGUCAAUUGACAACUUCACAAAAAGCUCUACGAUCAUUCUAUGAAACUCUUAUAAAACUUAUUCAUGAUUAUAAAGCUUUACAUUGUGUUUCAUCGAAAUUGAUUGAUUUACAAUUUGCUAAUCAUUCAUUAUAUGAUACAAGAAAAAUCUAUUCUUUUAUUCGAUAUCACGAUCAUGAUGAACAAUUACUAUUUAUAUUAAAUUUCGAUUAUAAAAAUAAUUAUGAUAUUGAAUUAGCCAUACCAAAUGAAAUAUGGUCAGUCUUGGGAUUAGAUACAACAAAAUUGUAUACACUUCAAGAAGUGUUUAUUGAUAGAACACUCAAAUUGGAAUUACGUGCAAAUGAACAUAUUCGUCUCAGACUUCCAGGCAAUCAAGUCUAUGUUUUCCAGGUGCAAAAAUAA
Rotaria socialis is the source of this 1773-nucleotide messenger RNA. The record is from the annotation of a GenBank genome assembly. NCBI's taxonomy places the organism in Eukaryota, Metazoa, Rotifera, Eurotatoria, Philodinida, Philodinidae.